Bombina bombina (fire-bellied toad) is the source of this 2326-nucleotide messenger RNA. RefSeq names its product zinc finger protein OZF-like. Bases 379 to 1803 code for a protein of 474 amino acids. Gene Ontology annotation, biological process: regulation of transcription by RNA polymerase II. Gene Ontology annotation, molecular function: DNA-binding transcription factor activity; RNA polymerase II cis-regulatory region sequence-specific DNA binding. NCBI's taxonomy places the organism in Eukaryota, Metazoa, Chordata, Amphibia, Anura, Bombinatoridae. The transcript is spliced from 8 exons. The record is from RefSeq and is a predicted model, not a curated record.
UUGAGGAUAAAUUACUGGAACUAGUUCUGGAAGGAGGCAGAGGGAUCCUCUUUAUAUUAAUAUUUAUCUGUAAAUAAUGCACUGGUGAGGUAUUUGUAUGUGAGGCAAUGGGAAUAUCUAUAUAAUAUUAUAUACCUGUAGAUAAGGUACUAGGAUUAUUGAACAAAAGUAUCAACCUUGGGACCCUGCCUCUUUUACCGAACGUGACGAAAUGCAUACAGCUUCCGCUGCACUGGGAGUAGGUUCGUGGUUUCCUGCUGAAUAUCACGCUGGCUCCUGUUACUGUGAAGAUCACGUACAAUAGACGUCACUGCGUUUGUCAGUAAAGGGGAAACAUUAUAAGAAUAUCUGACAAAUUCAUCUGUGCUGAACAAGAAAAUGUCUGACAAGAACCAAACCUCAGACCUUCCUGAUGCACACAGAGGGCGUCUAGAGGAAAACCCGGGCACUGGGCUAUUAAAUGUGAAGGAAGAGGAUGAGACAGAUGCCGAUGAAUAUAACGCUGAUAUAGUGAAAGUUGAGAUAACAGAAGAUCUGUGUGUGAGGCAUCAGCUGGAAGCACCAGAUGAGGAAACCAAUGACAGCAUCAGCUCAGGUCGUAUGGAUGUGAUGCCUUCAGAUGGCUCAGUAGUUGAGUACAGAGGAGAACCGUAUGUGUGUGAUCACGUGAAGACUGAGGAGGAUGAAGUUCCUAUCAAUCCGGCUACAGGUGAUGUUAAGACUAAAGUCACACUUAAUGCUGAACAAACAAAUGAUCUGUGUGUAAAGAGUCAGCAGGAAGCUGUGGAGCAGGAAAUCAGUGACAAUAUCAGUACAGGUGAAAAUGAUGCUAAGAUUUCAUGUAACAUGGAACAAACAGAAGAUCAGUGGCAAAGAAAUAUGCCAGAACCAUCAGAGCAGGAAAUAUGUGACAAUAUAAGUAUAGGUAAAUUCACAAACUGCAGUAAUCCUAGUCAUGAUCAGAGUGCAGAUUGUGGGAAAUAUUUUCUUAAGAAAUCACAUCUUUUCAAACAUCUACAAAUGUAUACAGAAGGAAAAGGAUUUUCAUGUUCUGGCUGUGGGAAAUGUUUUAAUAAGAAAUCAAAUCUUAUUACCCAUCAGAAAAUUCAUACAGGGGAGAAAGCAUUUUCAUGUGCUCACUGCGGAAAAUGUUUUACUGUGAAAUCGACUCUUCUUGCGCAUCAGAAAACUCAUACAGGAGAGAAAAGUUUUUCAUGUUCUGACUGUGGGAAAUGUUUUACUCAGAUAGCCAAUCUUAUUAGGCAUCAGACAAUUCAUACAGGAGAGAAAGCAUUUUCAUGUUCUGACUGUGGGAAAUGUUUUACUCUGAAACAAACUCUUAAUAGGCAUCAGAAAAUUCAUACAGGGGAGAAAGGAUUUUCAUGCUCUGACUGUGGGAAAUGCUUUACUCAGAAAUCAAAUCUUAUUAUGCAUCAGAAAAUUCAUACAGAAGAGAAAGCAUUUUCAUGUUCUGACUGUGGAAAAUGUUUUGUUAGAAAAUCAAAUCUUAUUAUGCAUCAGAAAAUUCAUACAGGAGAGAAAGCAUUUUCAUGUUCUGACUGUGGAAAAUGUUUUACUCUGAAAUCAACUCUUCUUAAGCAUCAUAAAACUCAUACAGGAGAGAAAAGAUUUUCAUGCUCUGACUGUGGGAAAUGUUUUACUCAGAAAUCAAAUCUUAUUAUGCAUCAGAAAACUCAUACAGGGGAGAAAGAAUUUUCAUGUUCUAAUUGUGGGAAAUGUUUUAAUCGGAAAUCAACUCUUAUUACACAUCAGACAAUUCAUACAGGGGGCAAAGGAUUUUAAUGUUCUGACUGUGGAAAAUAUUUUACUUGGAAAGUAACUCUCUUUUUAGGCAUCAGAAAACUCAUAUUAAAAGAAAUCGGGAGCUUAACCUCCUAAGCAGGGCCGCCAUCAGGGGGUGACAGGGGUGACUCCUGUCAGGGGCCCAAUGGGCCAGGGGGGCCCCAUGAGGCAAGAACUAAAAAAAAAAAAAAUUUUUUUUUUUUUAUUUAAAUUUUGGCAGCCACUAGUGGGUACUACAGCAGAGUGCUAAUUGAGCAUGGGAAAUGUUAUUACAAGGAAUAAAGUAUUAGCAUUUGAGAGGAUUUCUGAGUGUGCACUAAACCACUAUGCACAGUGUGAGACAGACUUGGCGCUUUGUUUGUACAGUGUGUGCCUGACAGACGCAGGUCACUUUCAUUUGCAGAGGAGGUAGGACUUACUUAGCAAAUGUUUUUUAUUUCUUUGUGCAAUUUCGGAUUGCAACUUCAGUGUGGUAGUAGUUGUUUGGUGGGGCCAGGGGUCCAUAAAAACAAUUUUUUUAGCA